Pantherophis guttatus is the source of this 1391-nucleotide messenger RNA. RefSeq names its product cytochrome b5 domain containing 1 (gene CYB5D1). Gene Ontology annotation, biological process: cilium movement. NCBI's taxonomy places the organism in Eukaryota, Metazoa, Chordata, Lepidosauria, Squamata, Colubridae. The record is from RefSeq and is a predicted model, not a curated record.
CGGCGCAUGCGCCCGGGCGACGAUCAUGGAGGGCUCCUUCCGACCGCGUUUCUACACGCCGCGGGAGGUGACGGUGCACAACAGGCCGUGGGACCUCUGGGUCUCCUAUCUGGGGCGGGUCUACGACCUCAGCCCCCUGUCCGAAGAGUACAGGGGGGACCUCCUCAUGAAGCCCCUCCUGGAAGUGGCAGGGAAAGACAUCAGCCACUGGUUCAACCCCAGGACCAGAGACAUUCAGACACACAUCGAUCCCCUCACGGGCUGCCUCAAGUACUACACACCCCAGGGCCGGUUUGUGCACAUCCCGCCGCCUCUCCCUCGCUCGGACUGGGCCAAUGAUUUUGGGGUGCCCUGGUGGAAAAACCCCAUCUACGAAAUCGGCAUCUUGUCUGCGAAAACCCGGCACAUUCGGAUCAUCAACACUCUGACUUCUCAGGAGCAGACCCUCGAGGUCUGUUCAGAAGAAACCAUGUGGGAGAUCUUGAGGCGCUACCUGCCCUACAACGCGCACGCCGCCAGUUACACGUGGAAAUACCACGGCGUCUGCCUGGAGAUGGACAAGAACCUUGAGAACAACAACAUCCCCGAUGAAGACGAGGAGUUCUACCAGCUCAACAUGGACGCCGACGCCUUCACGACUGCCAUUUUGCUCUACUUUAACGAUGACCUCACUGAGCUCUAGAAACCUGCCUAGUCGUGGGCCUAUUUCCCUCCAGCUGGAAGGGCCAGUUAGGUGUUCCUUCUUCUCACCAGCAGCUGCAGGACACAGAGCUUAUCUUUAAGGGACGGCAGCAAAGUUGGUCCUUGGUCCAUUUUUCUCUCCAAGAACAAGACUUGGUGGAAAGGAAGAUGCACCUCAAAUGAUGGUGAUGGGUCCCUAAAAAUACGAUCUCCUGGUCUUGUGAAUGUCCACCUGGGCUCUCACUGCUACCGCCACUAGAUGUCAGUCGUGGCUCACGGUGCAGCCGUUUUGAAGCUCUCUCGUUCUUCACAUGGGUUUUAAAAAAAUAAUUGCAUUUUAUUAUCCUGCAGGCCUGGAGCUAGGAAAGCAGCUUUGCUCCCGGGCUGGCCCUUUUAUCCGGAGAGGGACCCACGGAAAUUUGUAUUUUGACUUUUAAACUGGGGUCCUCUGGCUUGAACAUUCUGCUUUACCCCGAAGGAAAUUAAGUAAUCUCGCGGCAAGUAUUUGCGCCUGCUUGAGAUGUUUCAAAGGCUUGUUUGGAGGAGUGGUUGGAGGUGGAGGAAUGAAAAUCCCCUCGGAAGAUAAGUGGGAUAAAAAUAAAACAGCAAAACGUAAGAUGUUUGCGGUGAGAAGACAUAAUUGUCCGGCCUUACUUAAAAAAAAAACCCACGAUGAAUAGAGCAAAUCUUUAAUAAAUCAAUAAAUCUUU